Messenger RNA from Astyanax mexicanus (Mexican tetra), 2186 nucleotides. It is a transcript of the gene cldn5a, whose product is annotated as claudin 5a. Gene Ontology annotation, molecular function: structural molecule activity. Gene Ontology annotation, biological process: cell adhesion; bicellular tight junction assembly. Gene Ontology annotation, cellular component: bicellular tight junction; plasma membrane. NCBI's taxonomy places the organism in Eukaryota, Metazoa, Chordata, Actinopteri, Characiformes, Acestrorhamphidae. The coding region runs from base 379 to 1026 and encodes 215 amino acids. The record is from RefSeq and is a predicted model, not a curated record. The transcript has a single exon.
CCUUGUUUUCUAUUGGUCAGCAACAGGAUGCGCUCGGAGCUGAUUGGCUGAAAGUUUUGCUUUGGACUCGGACCCCUCCUCCUCCUUCUCUCCUUCAGGCAAGCCUGCCUCCGCUAUUCCUGUGAUUUUAUUAUUCUCCUCCACUGGCUUUUCCAGAGCAGUGCGAGGAAAGUCCGUUAGUCUGCAGGAUACUCGGAGCGGGGUGAUGAGCUGUAGUACCUGAGCACCACUGAAACAACUUUUUUUUUUUUUCAUCCAGAAACAUUUUUUAACGCCUUUUUCAAACUCUUCAGAGCAGACCCAGAGCUUCUUCUUCCUGCCCUCUGAACGCAGGUAUAUUAUUAUAUAUUUUUAAGUGAAAUUAGGCAGAGGAGGAAAAUGGCCUCGGCCGGUCUGGAGAUCCUGGGGCUGACGCUGUGCAUGCUGGGCACGCUGCUGGAGAUGGUGGGCUGCGGCCUGCCCAUGUGGAAGGUGACGGCGUUCAUCGACGCCAACAUCGUGGUGGCGCAGACCAUCUGGGACGGCCUGUGGAUGUCGUGCGCCGUGCAGAGCACGGGCCAGAUGCAGUGCAAGGUGCACGACUCGAUGCUGGCGCUCGCCCCUGACCUGCAGGCGGCGCGCGCGCUCACCGUGGUCUCGUGCGUGCUCGCCGUGUUCGGGCUGAUGGUGGUGGUCGCGGGCGCGCAGUGCACCAACUGCAUCCGCGACGAGCGCCUGAAGGCGCGCGUGGUGGCCGCCGGCGGCGUGCUGUACAUCGCCAGCGGCGCGCUGCUGCUCGUGCCCCUCUGCUGGAUGGCCAGCAGCAUCAUCGCGGACUUCUACAACCCGCAGGUGCACGCGGCCAAGAAGCGCGAGAUCGGCGCCUCGCUCUACAUCGGCUGGGCGGCCACGGGGCUGCUGCUGCUUGGCGGAGCCACGCUCUGCUGCUCGUGUCCCUCCAGCCCCAGCGGAUACUCCGUCAACUACGUGCCCACCAAGCGCCCGGCCACGACUAACGGCGACUACGACAAGCGGAAUUACGUCUAGGCUCUCCUGUUUUAUUUCUUUAAUUCACCGGCACCUGUACACCUGUUCUUCUUCUUUAACUUGAGAAAUGACAAAAACAAAAAGAAAAAACUUAAAUGUAAAUGACUUUUAAUGACUUUUUUUUAUUGUGUUUAAAGACGCUGCAUAGACAUUUGCUACUACUGAGAGAUAAGCCCAAACGGGCUGCGGACCCCAUGGACACUGUUUUUACCUGUUUGUACUCUCGGACAUUGUUUUGUUUGUGUUUUGUUUUGUUUCAUGCCUUUUGGAAGGAUGACCUGAAAGAGGUCAAUUUAGUUAGCUAGGUACCUUCACAGCAAAAUCCCCAGUGUUGAAUGAAAAUUAUGAAUUUCAGCGACGAGUAAAAAACUAUGAAUUAGCUGCUUACAGUGUCUAGACUGAUCAUCCAGCUAUAUUUGGGGUAGUGAGAAAAAAUAGUGAACUAUAUUCUUUCUUAAAUCAAAAAUAUAUACUGCAGUAGCUGCAUAGAUAAAGAAACACAAUUGUGUGGGUCUUUUGAACACUAACUAGCCAGCUUAAUGCCGUAGAUGCACCAUUUGCAGACAAGUGCCACAAAAUACCAAAAUGAUUCUGUAAAUGUUCAUUCAAUACUAUAAUGUGCUGUGAUGAACAAAAGUAUGUUUUGUUACUCGAACUGCCAUCAAGUCAACAUAUUAAUUCUCAUUCAACCAUGGGGGUUUUGCUAUGUUGCAUUCAGUUUAGGCCAAAAUCACGUAUGUAGAUUUAAGCUUUGGCUCUUUUGACCAGAGUUGUUUACCGGUAUCAAAAUGUUUUAUUAUUAUCAAAAUAAUUGUAUGGGGCAGUUGACACUGUCUUUUUCUUACACAUUAUGCCAUCAUGGACACAGCUGGAUAAGACAGCAACUCCUGACUGCUCUGAACAAAGCCGUAUCCACAACGAGGUGCUCAGUAAGGUGGAAAGUGCUCUUCAGUGUGGAAUUAACUUCGCUGGACAUCUGUUACCGGUGCCUUGUAAUGAUGGGACUUAUUGUUUUGUUUUGCCCUUUUAAUAAGACUAUCAGUGCCAAAAGCUGUCUGCAGUCGUUUGGCAGAAAUGAUUAUUUUUGUAACUUCCAAAAAUGGCCUUCUGUGUUACAUGUUGUUUUGAAUACUGUUUUGAAUAAACAUUUAUUACGAUAA